AUAUUCUAUUUACUGAUUUACUAACAAAUAAAUUACUGCUGAUGCUGUUCCAAUGAAGGUUUCCAAGGGAAAUUGUCUCUAUAAACAGUGGCAGCUGCACCCAAAGCUCAUUGCAAAUCCUCCAGGCUGGAAAAAGUGGUUGAACAGUACAAGGAUCCCCCGGCUGAGAGGCCAAGAUGAAAAAUUACAUUAUUUGUUACGUUUAAUUCUAAUUACCAUGCCAUUGUUUCUAUAGAAUGACUGAAUUCUCAUGCAAUCAGAGUUAGAAAAAGGAAAAUCUUGCAGCAGGAAAGUUAUUCAAAAAUAAUAAUGAACAGAGAAAAUCUGAUCACAGCAGCCACAGCGUUCCUGUCCUCUCAAACUGUAAGGGAUCAUCCUGACGAGACGAAAAGAAAGUUUCUAUCUGACAAAGGUCUUACAAACAAUGAGAUAAUUGCAGCUUUUGCUAAGAGCAGGAAUGCUUCUGAGGAAAAACCACAAAAUUUCAACCUAGUCAUGGAUAAGUGUAUAGAAGAAGUUGGGUCCCAAAAGAACAAGCCUUCCCCAACCCGCCCCUCACCUCCACUUGUAGUGGUUGCUGCUGUGUCUACUGCUGCACUCGGUGUUGUUGUUUAUCUGUAUCGUCUCUUCAGAAGGUACAUGUGGCCGUGGAUUGUAAGACAGUGGAAGUAUGUGGGAGGAGGAGGAGAGGAUGAACCCAAGAAACCUGUUGUUGUAGCUAUGAAGGAGAUUGUGACAUCCCAAAGUAAGUGUUGA
Bolinopsis microptera is the source of this 756-nucleotide messenger RNA. Its product is annotated as peroxisomal membrane protein PEX14-like. Gene Ontology annotation, cellular component: peroxisomal membrane; peroxisomal importomer complex. Bases 310 to 756 code for a protein of 148 amino acids. Gene Ontology annotation, molecular function: signaling receptor binding. The record is from RefSeq and is a predicted model, not a curated record. Gene Ontology annotation, biological process: protein import into peroxisome matrix, docking. The transcript is spliced from 4 exons. Lineage: Eukaryota; Metazoa; Ctenophora; Tentaculata; Lobata; Bolinopsidae.